AUGAUUGAUGCAAUUUUAAGCGUGUCUGAUCCUAACGAGAUUAGCGUCAAAAGGAUCCGGGCGGCAUUGCAGGAGCUAUUCGCUGUUGAACUUCAUAACGAGAAGAAAGAGAUUAAAGUUUUAAUUCUUGACAGGUUUCAUAGGUUACAGGAUAAGCAAGCUAAAACUCUGUCCAAAGAAGAGCUUACCAAACGAGACGCCGAAUUAGCUAGUAAACUAGCGAAAGAAGGAAACACUAGACAGAAACGUACAAGGAAGAAGGAAGUUGCCGAAAAGCCUCGAAAGAAGAGGAGAGCAGCAAAUAACGAGAAUCCUAAUAGCUUCCACUUAAGGAAUGUUAUUUUGAGUAGUGAUCUACAGAAGUUCCUAGGUAAGGAACAAUUACCCCGCACUCAAGUGGUGAAAGCGGUUUGGGACUAUAUCAAGCAGCAUAAUCUACAAAACCCAGAAGAUCGUCGAGAAAUUCUAUGUGACGAAACCAUGCAGCCAAUUUUUGGUAAAAAGGUUACCAUGUUCUCUAUGAACAAAGUUCUAUCGAAGCAUCUAUUUAAUCCCAGCGAUGUGGCUAAUAAUUCAGCACAGCAGGAAAAGAAUACCUCUGUGGAAGAAUUAUCAGUGGACGACAAUGCAGUAGAUGAAGAAUUGAAUGAAUCAGAGGACUUUGAGGUAUCGGAAGGUGAUUGA
This is a messenger RNA of Eremothecium sinecaudum, 684 nucleotides long. RefSeq names its product HBL014Cp. Gene Ontology annotation, biological process: transcription initiation at RNA polymerase I promoter; nucleolar large rRNA transcription by RNA polymerase I. The transcript is spliced from 2 exons. The record is from RefSeq and is a predicted model, not a curated record. Bases 1 to 684 code for a protein of 227 amino acids. NCBI's taxonomy places the organism in Eukaryota, Fungi, Ascomycota, Saccharomycetes, Saccharomycetales, Saccharomycetaceae. Gene Ontology annotation, molecular function: RNA polymerase I cis-regulatory region sequence-specific DNA binding. Gene Ontology annotation, cellular component: nucleus; RNA polymerase I upstream activating factor complex.